AUGGAUGGGAGGAACGAUAUAGAAUUGGGCUCGUUUGAUAAAGGAAAUACCACGGUCGAGGAGGGACCUGCGACGCGGCCUCUAUCCUCUAAAAAGGAUGCCGGACAUACGUACGGGCAUUCUACAGGAUCGAGUGGCAGGCGGAAUCUUGAUCGAAAAUUCGACUCCCUCUCCAUUCUCGCCCUCUCGGUAACGCUGCUCGCAUCAUGGGAAGGUUUGGCAAGCACAUUCUCGGCAUCGUUGUUAAAUGGCGGUCCGUCAUCGUUGGUUUGGGGACUUCUGUUAUCGUUCACUGGCACAUUGGCGAUGGCUUUCUCGCUGGCCGAGAUGGCCUCCAUUUGCCCUAUUGCCGGCGCCCAGUACCAUUGGACUGCAUUGUUUGCGCCGACGGCAAUCCGACCUUUCAUUACAUGGAUGCAAGGCUGGGCUACAAUUUUUGCAUGGCAGUCAUCAACAACGAGUAUCUUUCUGCUUGUGGCGAAACAGGUACAGGGCUUGAUUAUACUCAACCAUCCAAGCUAUAAUGCGACACGAUGGCAGAGUACCUUGCUCAUGUGGGCUUUUACCGCUUUUUCGUUUGCGGUUAAUGUUUGGGGUAUUCGACUUCUGCCACUUCUCCAGCUUUUUGGGGGUAUCUUUCAUGUGGUCUUCUUCAUCGCGCUUUCGGUCCCGUUGAUUCUCUUAGCACCGCGAAGCACGCCUGAGUUCGUAUUCAAAACAGUCAUGAGCGAGGGCGGCUGGGAAAACAAUGGCAUUUCUUGGUGCAUUGGCAUGCUGACUGUGACAUACUGUUUCCUCGGCUUCGACGGUGCCGUCCACAUGAGUGAAGAAGUCCGCAAUCCUGCGAGAGUUGUGCCACGAAUUAUCGUCCAAUCUGUGGUCAUCAACGGCGUGUUAGCCUUCGGUUUCGUACUGAUCCUACUCUUUUUCAUCGGUGAUGUGAACGCCGCUCUAGAUACUGCAUCAGGCUUCCCUAGUAUAGCCAUAUUCUACACAGCCACAAACUCAGAAAAAGCUGCCACAGCCAUGCAAUGUGGCAUCACGGCAAUUGGCUUAAUAUCUAGUAUCGGGGUGGUUGCCUCGGUGUCACGGCUGACAUGGGCCUUUGCUCGCGAUGGUGGACUGCCUUUUUCCAAGUUCUUUUCUCAAAUCGACAACCGCUUCCAUGUCCCUUUUCAUUCCAUUGGACUUGUCUGCGGUGUUGCCGUUCUCCUUUCUCUGAUCAACAUUGGCUCCACGACAGCACUCGGUGCAAUUCUUGCCCUCAGCACCUGUUCGCUGUAUAUCUCAUAUUUGAUUCCAAUUACACUACUCGUCUUUCGACGCUUUGACACGAGCGGCACCAAAGUCAAAUGGGGUCCCUGGACAAUGGGGCCGUGGGUUGGUCUGGUGGUAAAUAUUUACUCUAUCGUAUUCGGCAUAUUUAUUAUAGUAUUCACCCCUUUUCCAUCCAUGCUGCCAGUCACGGCUGAGAAUAUGAAUUACUCCGGUCCGGUGUUUGGUGGUAUGGCUAUUCUUCUAGUCAUUGACUGGUUUGCUAGAGGCAAGGACAGGUUCAAAGGCCCGCUGAAGGAGCAAAUGCAAAAGGUAGCUAAGGCCUGA
This is a messenger RNA of Talaromyces marneffei, 1602 nucleotides long. RefSeq lists its product as uncharacterized. The transcript has 3 exons. Gene Ontology annotation, biological process: transmembrane transport. Gene Ontology annotation, cellular component: membrane. NCBI's taxonomy places the organism in Eukaryota, Fungi, Ascomycota, Eurotiomycetes, Eurotiales, Trichocomaceae. The record is from RefSeq and is a predicted model, not a curated record. Bases 1 to 1602 code for a protein of 533 amino acids. Gene Ontology annotation, molecular function: transmembrane transporter activity.